Messenger RNA from Perkinsus marinus ATCC 50983, 1020 nucleotides. RefSeq lists its product as hypothetical. The transcript is spliced from 10 exons. The record is from RefSeq and is a predicted model, not a curated record. NCBI's taxonomy places the organism in Eukaryota, Perkinsozoa, Perkinsida, Perkinsidae. Bases 1 to 1020 code for a protein of 339 amino acids.
AUGGCAGCAUUGCAGAGGCAUCCCACAGACGUGGAGGUUGAGCAGGCCAACGAGAUUGAGAAGGAUCGGCUACUGGCGGAUAUUGCAACCUCGGCCGCCAGAGGGGAAUUCGGAAAGAAGCACGCGAAGAGAGGGGAUGUAGCUCAAGGACGCUUAGAAGACUGCCAAGCGAUGCGGAAGAAUUAUCUGCAUAAACUAGGGCUUAUCGGUGGUGGUGGUAAUAGCAGUAACAGUAGAUCUACUCGUAGUAAGACUAGUAGAGAGGCACCUGGUAACCAACAGGCAACAUAUAUACAACAACAACAAGAACAAUAUUUGAAGAAACUAUCAUAUACUGGUGUAUGGGUACCACAAUCUCAGAAACCUCCACAACAUCAGACAGUUAUAAUAUUUGAUUGGGAUGAUACAUUAUUAUGUACAUCCUAUCUCAAUUUACGUGUUGGUCAACAACAACAAGAUGAUAAUAAUAACAAAAAGCAGCAGCAAGAUACUUCUAAAACCCUGCAGAAACAUUUAUCCAAUAUAUCAGCUACUGAUGCUAAGUUACUAGAGAUGGCUAUGGCACAUGGUGAGACAUUUAUUAUUACAAAUGCUAUGAAGGGAUGGGUAGAAUAUAGUGCUCGUAAAUAUGUACCACAACUAUUACCAACACUUAAAAAAGUAAGGAUUAUAUCAGCUCGUACUGAGCAUGAAAGGCAAUACCCAGGUGACUAUCAUCAAUGGAAGAUAUCAGCAUUUUUAUCGGUUCGACAAGCAUUAAAUUCACAAGUGAUAACUAAUCUAGUAUCAUUGGGUGAUAGUAAUAUAGAGAUGGAUGCUAUUCAUGUGAUGGGAAAUGAGUUCUCACAAGCAUUAAUAAAGACUAUCAAAUUCAGGGAGAAUCCAUCACCAGAUGAAUUGGCCAAACAACUAGAAUUAGUAUAUCAGAAGUUUGAUAAAAUAUUGGUUAAUGCUCGAGGAGGGAAAGUCCUGUUAUNNNNCCGCAAGUUCGUUACCGAUGCUUGGCGGCUUGGGAGGUAG